AAAUUAACUCAAUAUUGUUGAUGUAAGUAAACUUAGCUUUGAUAAGUUGAUUUGAAAGUGUUUGGUUUGGCAGAGGGCGCCACCUUCCGCUCAUAUGCUUUCUGCCACAAAGCAUUCGCGUGUGUUGUUGUGUUGCGUUGCGUUGCAUGUUAUUCGUUCCGUGUUCGUGCGCGCCGUCGUGUUUUCGUUUUUUCGCAUCGCGGAUACUGUUAUCUCGCGCCCGAUGAUUCAUGGGCCAGCCGCACACCAAGCUAGAGACAUCUCAGUGCGACCGCUAGACGGGCGCGCCAUCCCGAAAACAAACAAAACUCGACGUGUCUCGCGCUCUGUGCCCUGUUGUGUGUGCAAAACGCAUCAUCUGCAAUCAGCAAACGAAUAAUAGCCGCGAUGAUGCACCCGCUGGAGCGUGCCGCGUGCGUUCCAGUUGCAUCGUAAUUAAUUCUACCUUUUCCACCUAGCUGUAAUUGCAAUUACGUAGGCGCCGCGCGCCGACGGCCACAUACACGCCGACGAGAGAUGAAGUUGUGAGGCGCGAGCACAAACCGAAGAAGAGACGAGAGAGCGAGGUAUGGCCGAGCGCAACCACUUUGAGGGCGGCAGCAACGGCGGCAAGUCCGCCGGGCCCCAGCUCGAUGAGCCGCCCAACUCGCGGUUGUUCAUCGUCGGCAGCAAGAAACUCACCGAGAAUGAGUUUCGGGACGCGUUUGCGAAAUUCGGAGAGAUUGAAGACAUUUGGAUGGUCAGAGAUCGAAGAACUGGAGAAUCAAAAGGUGUAACUUAUAUCAAAUAUGCAAAAACCAGUGAAGCUGCCACUGCCUAUGAAGCCAUGAAUGGUAAAACUAUGCAUGGAUCAGACCGACAAAUAAAAGUGAUGAUUGCCUCCAGUCGAAAUAAAGGCUCACAACGCGAAGAAAACGAAGACGAGAAAAUCCAGCGUCUGUUCAUCGUCGCGCCGAAAACGAUGACCGAAGCAGACCUCGAGAACCACUUCAAAGUCUACGGCGACAUCGACUAUGUGAAUAUAGUCCGCGACAAGGAGACGCGCGAGAGCAAAGGCUUCGCGUACAUAAAAUACUACAAGUUUUCGCACGCGGCGAAAGCCUUCGAGGAGUGCGAUCGCAAGUACAAGGCGGUGUUCUCCGAGCCGCGCAAACCCAGCAUGAAGCGGUACUCCAACAACGCGGAGUUCUCCGAGCGCACGGUGAACAGUUGCCCCGGCGAUGGCUUCAACAGUGACAAGUGCUACAGACUGAUGGUGAUAGGCAGUCCUUAUUUGACUGAAGAUCAACUUUGGAAGUUGUGCAAUAUUGUACCAGGUUUGGAAUAUGCGCAUUUGCGAAUAGAAGCUGCCAAGAGAAGAGCAAUCGGAACCGUGGUGUACUCAUCGAAACAAUGGGCAACAUACGCAGCGGAAAAACUGCAUGGUUUCGAAUAUCCUACAGGAUCUAGGCUAAUUGUGAAGCCGGAUGGAACUGUGCCAAGAAUAGACUCGCCGCGUUCAGUGGGCAAUGCUCGACUUGGCGGUGCGGACACUCCAACAAACCUUUUACAAUUAGCAGAGACUAUUGCGCAUGCAACUAGUAUUAUACAAAAUGCUGGGCUUGCAGUUGGAGCGUCAAAAAGUAAUUCCUUCGACAUUCCACCAUCAGACAAUACAGAUAUCUGUAGUGUCCGAUUACUCCCGCAGCCUUUGGCAUCAAUCGAUGCCGAGACGCAGGCACGAUGUUUCAUCGUCUGCACGCCCCCGCCGCCCUCCUCAGCCAUCCUGCGCGACGUUUUCUGUCGCUUUGGUAAUCUAAUCGAAGUCUACCUGCUGGCGAAUAAAAACUGCGGGUAUGCAAAGUACGCGAGUAAAGAUUCAGCCGCCGAGGCUAUAAAAAUACUACAUGGUGCUGACGUGUGUGGUGGUCGGAUAAAAGUGAUAAAAGCCGAGGAGCGCAACGAGCAGUCCCGUAAACGCCAGCGCACCGACGAAUAGGAAGGACACUUGUUGUAACGCGUGUCAAAAACAAAACAAACAAACGUUAAACACACGACCCGGACUGAAAACACACACAAACUGGACGCGGACUUACAACUUUUCUUUACCAACUACUACUGACUGCUCCAACUCUCCAAAACCCAUUCAUAAUAUAUAUCAUAAUAUGACCGAAACCAAGAGUGAAUUGUGAAUGAAACCAUUUUAAAUGUUUAAAAUAUAACUACCUAGGCAAGCACCUAGGCAUCUUGUUGCUAGUUGAUAUGAAAGUGACUGAAGUUUUUAGCCAACUGUACUAAACUAUGAGACUUCAUGAUGACCAAUUUAUGCACAAUUUUUAUGAGAAUGAAAUUGAUUCUCGGACGGAUACCGGCGUUCUCGAACGUUUGUGAUCUUCUUUAGUGGCAAUGUUUUUCAAUGUAUAGUGAUACUGUUCCAUAUAUUUGUACCUUUUUGUACCUUAUCAGUGCUUUUAUGCGUAAUUUAUAAUUUCUAAUGUUAUUCGAAGAAAUGUACAAGAUAUAUAUGUUUAUGAAGAUAAUAAAUUUGUAAUUUUAUCUUA
This is a messenger RNA of Dalotia coriaria, 2540 nucleotides long. Its product is annotated as RNA-binding protein 45. Gene Ontology annotation, molecular function: RNA binding. Lineage: Eukaryota; Metazoa; Arthropoda; Insecta; Coleoptera; Staphylinidae. The record is from RefSeq and is a predicted model, not a curated record.